UGAAGUGUCAAUGACAGAUAUAUAGAGCUGUAGCGGGGCUCCAGUGAAGCGUGUCCACGAGUUACCGUCAGUCACCAACACAUGUGUAACACAUAACACACCUGUAAUCAAUUAGUGUAAUUUUGAUUAAUUUGGAGGACAUAUGUGUGGUUUUGAAUGGUCCCGAUCGUAUGUGGAGAUACGUUCUACAUAGAAACUUUCUGUGUGCUAUAAGAAGUGGUUAAGAUCAUUCGGAUGGUUGUAACUAACACAAACUACCUGCGGAGAUAUGACUUUAUGAUUUUCCAAUGAAUUCUGAAGUUCCUUCACCAUCUCAAUCCACGCUAUGACCUAAUCUAGCUGUGAUUUACCGUUGACGCCGAACACGGCAACGAAAAAGACGUGGGAGCUGGUAUCAGGCGACGUCACUUCCGGUUGUCGGAAGUCAGUGGGAAGAAAUUCCGUCAGCACUCGAAAAACAUUUCUCUGGUUCUGACUGACGUGGAGACAAACAUCAAAGAUGCCCAGGAAGGACGACCGUGGUAGGUAUGGCUAUCUAUACUAUAUAUGUAUGUACAUACUGUGUAUACUUGGAGCUUAACAAUUGUUUCUAAAGCCAGUGAGACCUAUUACAGUUGCAUUGUUUGAGGUCUCAUUAGCUUUCUAAACAUUAAAAGAUUUUUUUUAUCAUGACAUUCAAACCUGUAUUCACAGACUGCCGUUUGACCUUUAUGCAGGAUGGUCUCUUAGUAAAGGUUGAAACAAAAAAAAGCAUACCGUUGUAUCCAGCGUGUCAAGGAUGAGCUAUUGCUAAAGGCGGGCGGUUAUAUUUACAUAAUCAGAUAUAUAAAUGUAUUUUGUGCGAAAAGUAAUUUGAUCUAGAGUUAUCUCCCUUUAAGGCGUUUAAUAUAGUUGUAACAGUGCGGAUGAUUAAUACAAUUUAAAUCCCUGCAUCCGCUAGGGAUCGAACCCGGAACCUCUGUGGGGAUCUCUCUAGACGAGCGGUAUAUACCAGGGUUACAUAGUUAAGGCAGUAUGGUGUCUUACUAUAUUUCUGUGUGAAGAGUUAUUCCCCUUAACGAUUCCAAAGUGAGGUUUGAGGAGAUGUUUAGUCGUUUUAGAAAAUACACUGAAAUGUAUAUCAAUUACUUUUCGUGGAAUUUUAAUUUGACAACUUUAUUCGCUGUCAAGGGAGAUAACUUUAUUAAAAGUGUACUUAUCACAUGCAAAGUUCCUAAAGUGUUCAGUGGUAUUGCUAUACACAAUUAUCUGAGCGUCCAAAUGCUUAUUGUAAUGUACACCAUUGACAAACAUAUUUAUUCCAGAGCUUAUCAUUAAUUUCAAGUGUACCGAUAUUGUGUUAUUCUCUCAUCACUGAUAUAACAUCGCGUUAAAUCAAAUUAAAAUUGUAAUAAAAUGAUGUACAGUAUAUUCAGUUAUGAGAGAAACACCGAACGAAAAUCUUAUUUGUGAUGUUAAACUAAAUCUGAAUAUAUUGGAACUGGUGUCAAUGACGUCACAAAUAAGAUCGUACUGUUACACUAUUUACACAGGAGAGUUCUGUAUUAUGGGAUGCGGAGGGAAAAACGAAACGGAAUGUGGAAUUGCAGAAUAAUGGCGACUUGGUACAUAUGAUAUUUUUGACAUUCUCUGCUAUCAAAACGUGGUACAAUGUAGAUGAGAGAUCGAGGUCAUCGAAGGGCAUCAGUAUAAAAAGUUGUCUUCUUUCUUAAUUUGUUUUUCUUUAUAUAUUGUCACGUGCGAUGAUGUCAUGUACAUAUUGACUGUUCCGUUUAUAUUUCGGUGACGUGAUGCAUUCCACUUUCCGUUCCGUAGUAACAUCCGGGCAUACAUGUGUGUAAAGCGAUUGCAGAUGCGUGCGCACUCACUCGGGUUCUUUUCUUCAUUUUUCGAACAAUCGUUAAAACAUAAUACUGCAAAAUUUUAUUUGGCCAUUAACAAACGGUAUGAUUAUACAUUAAGACAUAUUAAAGUUUGCAGAUAAUUAUAUCUAUACGAUUUGGUUACAUAUUAUCGUAAAUGUUUGUUUGAAUCAAAAUCUGGAGAACCGUACCACCUACCGUUGGGCAUGAUUGGUUUAGGGAGAAAGGUUUGAGUGAAUGAGGAACUUUCUUACGUGCGUUUUUUUUUCGUUUCAGUGCUUUUCAAUCAGAGACUUAGAAACAUCUGCUUUGUUUUUACACAAAUCUAUUUAUAAAUAUGCCGUAUCAGGACUCGUUAUAAUAAAGAAACUAUAAAAGUCACUUUUAUCUUUGUACAGUGGAACCUCUUGUGUUCGGACGAUUUGAGUUUAAUAUGUGUACGGUUUGAUUUAAGUCUGGGCGAGAUUUAUACUUCAUUUCAGUUGAAUUGAAUGUUUUGCUCGAGUAAAAAUGUUAUACAACGAAAAUCUCCAACCGUUAAAAAUGUUUAACAGCCAUCUUUACAGUCACAACAACGGUCAUACAGACGUAUUCUGUCAGUCAAGGGAUCCUUUACAAAUCUCAGGGGGGAAAUCAUAUUUUAAGAUAUACAAAUGUAUGUAACGCAACAUGAAACACUAACUUUGAUACCAUCGUUAUAAAGUUUACACACAUAUAACAUAUAAAAAUAUCUUAAAUCACAUUUCAUGAAUUGAUUUAUGAAAGCAUGGUAAUUAUAAAGCCCAUAACUGAAGACCUGUGAUUGGCUACGUAUUCCUAAUGAGUAAUCGUGACGUCAUAGCUUCGUGGCUCUACAAACAUUGCGACAUCACCAAUGAUUGCGAUAGAUAGUGAAAAUAUCGUCAUUUUAGAUUUCAUAUCAGUUUGGUAAAAUUGUUUGAUAAUCAGAAUUGUAAAUUUUUUUUCCAUUUCAUAUGAAUAAUGAAACUCGGAACUAACUUUUCAUUUCCCUCGCAGCAGGCUAGGUAAUAUGAUUUUUUUUAGUCUCCUUCCAUAAGCCCCGUGCGAAAAGAAACACCGUGUAAGCUGAUAUACAUAUGAUUUACAUACACCAAACAUAAAAUGCAAAAAGUUUCUGUAUAAAAAAAAAAUAAUGAAGUGUUGUGAAAUAUUUUAAUGAAAUCAGUUCAAACAAGCUAAUAAAAUCAACGCUUUUCUGUUGUUUUUCUGGUACGUACAGUCAGCUAUGAUUCGUGAUUUAUUAUGAACUUUACUUUUGUUGUUUUGACAUAAUAUCAGGUUAUUUAGUUAAGUUUAAACAACAUUUUUAUUUCAGAAAGAUGCAAUAUCCAAUAUUUUUUAAAGAUCACAUAUACUUAUCUAUUUAUAAUUUAUCCUGGACCUGUGAUAACAAACGAUAGUUUCAGAAAAUCCAUUGAUAAUCUAUUGUAACUUUCAGUAUUAUGUUUAGCACUUAAAGAAAAGAUUUCGUCAUAUCUGAAAGAUAAUGUUUUCUAUUCAAUACAUGAAGGUACAGACAAUUUUUCGUAAACACAAGUUUUGUAUGUUUUACAGGAAUAUCGAUCGAGAUGUGAAGCUCAUCAACAUGUCAUCACGCAGAAUGAUGAUAGAACGAGAGCGCGCGGUAGAUGGCGCUCGAAAUCCCGCCUUCAGUAAACUCGGCUCCACGCUUCUAGAUACUUAUACCAAGCCAGACCAAUAUCUCACGAAACAGUAUCGUCACAUCAAUUCUCAAAUUCGACGGAUGGAGGCGACGAUGAGACUCAAAAAGAAACAAUUCGUCCAGACAUCACAAGUUUUGAACUAUGACCCCAUAAUUCUAGUUGAACGCCCUCCCUCUCCAGAAAACGUCAAAAUGGCAAAAGCAAAAAUACUGGCCGAAGAAAUGAACGAAGAAUUCAUUGCGGACGAAUACAAACCGCAUUACAUGAGGCAAUUGCGAACUAAAGCAAAAACGCCGUCAACUUUAAUGACAAUUGACGCAUUUACGGUAAAAUCGAAAAAGAAACGUAACAUUUGGAAUAAAACCCUUGAUGAAAGAGAUCCACCCGAAUUCCAAAGUACAGUAAGACCAUAUUCAAAGUUGACUGAGAAGGAAAAGACGGACUUACAAAUAGGCUGGUCUUACCAUAAGCCUCGCUUAGAAGCUGAGGAAGAUCAAGAGCCAAAGCGGGAGAAAUCGAUGACCCCUAAGUCUAAGAAGGCGCACGAGACUGAAGGCGAGACAGACGAAGAUGAGGAGUUCUUUACUCCAUUCAUCACACAGAUGGCAACGGUGCGACGUCACAGCGCGUCCGUAGCAACAUCCAAUCAGAAGUCUGUAGACAGACCGCGGUCGGGUCACGAGAAAACUGGCAACAACAAAAACGUCAGGUUCGUAAGUUCGAAACCCAACAGUGCCAAUAUCAUUAAAAAUGGCGGAACUGGACUUGUGAGAAAAUCGAAAAUAUCAGUAACUAAAAUAGGAGGGUAUUGAUGAGAUCUGAGCUGUGCUGGGUAGUUAGAAGAAACAAGAACAAAAGAAAAGAAAAAGAAGGUAGAAUUAAACUUACUACUUACAAAUAUUAACAGUAACACACAAAGUAUACGUCUAGUCGACUCCAAGAACUUCCUGUGAUAUCAAUGUGUUUAUGGUGAUGACUGUUCCAGUUCUUACUGAUUUGUUAAGAAGUUUGAUGACAAAACGUGCACUUGUUUAUACCACGAUUGGCUAUUCUGGACGUCAGAUCGAAAAACCCGAAUUUUUCGGAAUUAUAACAAUGUAGACAAUUUAACAUGAUAUACAGACAAGUUUGUCUGCCUCUCUGUACCUCGACUGUCAUAUCAUACUUUCUAUGAUGUCUUUACUUCCCUCUCUUCCUCGUGACACGCGUCAAUAUAAGUUCACAUUUCCAGAAUAUAUAUGUUAUAAUAGAUAUUUUUAUCAGGGAAAAUUUGGUUUGUUAUAAGCAUAAAUCAUCUAACAAUUAUAUUAACUUUUUUUCCGUAAUAUUAUUGUUUGAAAAAAAGAAAUAAAAACAAAUUAUUAUUGUU
Messenger RNA from Pecten maximus, 4916 nucleotides. RefSeq lists its product as uncharacterized. Bases 3370 to 4359 code for a protein of 329 amino acids. Lineage: Eukaryota; Metazoa; Mollusca; Bivalvia; Pectinida; Pectinidae. The record is from RefSeq and is a predicted model, not a curated record. The transcript is spliced from 4 exons.